Molecule: messenger RNA, 1167 nt
Organism: Cyprinodon variegatus (sheepshead minnow)
Lineage: Eukaryota; Metazoa; Chordata; Actinopteri; Cyprinodontiformes; Cyprinodontidae
Product: N-acetylaspartate synthetase-like
Exons: 3
Coding region: 113-859 (248 amino acids)
Cellular component (GO): mitochondrial membrane
Molecular function (GO): L-aspartate N-acetyltransferase activity
Source: RefSeq, a predicted model, not a curated record
UUUAAAAUUUUGAAACAAAUCUUUUUUUUUCCUGAAAGCCAACAGCAGCUUGCAAUAUGAGCUGCUAUCACUGCAUCCUGAACUGAGCUGAGGCUCACAUCUCCAAGCAGAAAUGGCAGAUCUAGCUAAGAAAGGGUUAAAAGAUCAAAAUGGUCAAAGUUUAGUGGUUCGUGAAUUUCAGCUGAAAGAUAAACCAGAGGUGCAGCGGAUUUUUUAUGAAGGCUUGAUGGAGAUGGUACCAGACACUGCUUUCAGAGGUUUGAGGCAUCACCCUGAGAUUCUUCUGCUUUACACAGCAAUAACUGUUGUGUGUUUUGCCACCACAAAAUGUUCCUGGCUGAUAGGACUCCUCCCAGCCAUUGUGGUGUGUUUGCGCUACUUCUACAGUAGAUGUGUGAUCCAUGGUUACCUACGCCAAGCUAUGAGCUCAGAUAUGGGAGACAUUGAGGGUCAUUACAUGAAAACACCAGGCUCUCAUAUUUGGGUAGCAGAGCUGGAGGGUAAAGUUGUGGGUGCUGUUGCGGCAUUUUACCUUUCAGAUAAAACUGUGGAGCUUCGGAGGAUGUGUGUUGACCGGAGAUACCGGCGAUGUGGAAUUGGUGUUAUGCUGGGACAGAAAGUGCUUCAUUUUGCUGCCUCUCACAGCUACUCCUCUGUUGUCCUUGGGACCACAUCCUACACACCUGCAACACAUAAGCUCUACAAACGUCUGGGUUUCCACUGCAUCGCUGUCACGAAUGGCUACAUCACACCUGGUUCCACGCAGUCCUUCCUAGAACAGAUCUUCUACAGGGUUCGGCAUCAUUAUUACAUCUGCAACCUUCAACACUCGAAAGUCAACAUAGAUGGACAACAUUGACCUGUAUACAUAGCUAAUAUAAAAGCUAAAGUAAAAUAAUCUCUUAAGUGUUUACUUCUAUGCUUUUCUAAAAAGCAGCAGAAAGUUUGUGCAGUUGUUAAAAAACUGAAUCAUUAUUUAACAAGUUUAAGUCAAGUGAUGAUCUGUUUUUUACCUCAGUUUACCGCAAUUGAUUGCCUAAAGUGUCCUGAACGUUCAUUCAUACCUAUUAAUUUUAUUUUGAAAGUAAAUUCUAAAUGUAUGGAUAUUACUGUAAAAGUCAUAUUUGCUAUAGAGAAUUUGAUUUGCUUUUAAAGUUAAAAGUAUUU